AUGGAAAAUCAAAUGAUGCCCAACAAUGCUCCGAUCCCAGCUCUCGUCGAAAUCCAGGACAACACCCAAAUGGAUAUCCAAGUUCUGCUCCACAAUGCUCUGCUCCCAGCAUUCGACGCCGUUCUAAAAGACAACGCCCGGCAACAUCAAGCGGAUCUCUACCAAAAACGACUCCAUGGGCAGGUUCUCCUUGCUAGUGGCGUUCUCGUGCAGCAGGUAGCACAUGCAGCCAUGGGUCGCGGGCAAUACGGUCCUCACAUUAACAACCUCCACACUGAUAUCCUGCUAGUACAACAUGCAGGAGAGGGAUUGAACCUGCUGGCUCCAGUGUUGCCGCAACUAACGGCUCCAAUUUUGCCGCAACUACCGGUAGCUUCUGAAGAUGUGAACACCACAUCUCAAACUGUGUCAGAAUCGUACACAGCAGCAACUCAAACAAAUGAGUCUGGUCAGUUGUGCGAAGGAUCUUCUCAGACUCACCAGGAACUGGAAUUCGUUGUCCACGAGACAUUCAACCUGGAGCCUACAGAUGACAAAAGCAGCCCAACAGUCGAAGGAGAGAAUUCUGGACAGCGCAUUCUUCUUGUCCCAGAGAUAGAAGAUGGUUCGGAAUCUUUGCCAGCCGAGAGGAGAGAACUCACUCUCUCUGUCAACUCCUCAACUUCCGAUGGGAGUUCCUCUCAACCGGAAUCACCAGUCGGAGCUGAAGAGAAAGAACCGGAGGAGGCAGAACCGACGUCCGAGGUCGUUGCAGCUCCUACUGGUUCUUCUCAAGAUUUGGCCAUGGAUCCACUGGACAUUGAUGCAGAAAUCGUUCAGGCAGAAACUCAGCCAACGUCCGCAGAGCCCGCUUCACCAGCUGAGGAUGUGGUCGAUGCUACAGUCGCCGCAGCUCCGAUCGACGCAAAGGACGCAAGUAAUAAGGGGACCGGAGACCGUCUGGAGGUUGAAGAGGGACGAUGCUCUCCAACCUUCGUCAUCAAAUGUGGCAGUUCGAGAAAGAAGAGCAGCAGCUCAGAUUGCUCUGAAAAACAUGGCCGAUGGAACCAGAAUUUUGGAGGAAGAGCAAACCUUCCGAAAACAAGAGUUGGCAAAGGGUACGCCCGCCGAGGUCGUCCGUCGAAUAAGAAUCGUACUGCCGGCCUAGCUCAACCAGCUGCGAAUGUGGACGAUGCUGCUCCUGCCAGUUCCAAUCCAGCCGACGAUGUGCGAUUGGACGCUGCUCCAUCCAACGCCGUCGUCGCACCAGCCGCUCUCAAUCCAGUCAAUGCCGCUCCAUCAGUCGACGCAGCUCCAGUCGGCAGAGCUCCAGUCGACGCUCCUCUAGCCGCCGUCGUCGCUCCAGUCGCCCACGCUGCAAUGAAUGGCUCCAGUGGCAAUGGAGCUCCAAAAAGGAUUCGCCCAGUUAAUGGAGCACCCGAAACCACGCAAGUUAUGCGCCGGGCCGCGAGAAAAGCCAUCAAGCAAAAGAAGCCGCUUGUUGAAGGGACCGAGGCCUACCAUUUGCUUCUUCAAGAAGCCAAUGCGCAUCAUGCCGUGUGCCCAAUUUACCGGGACCAGGAGCUUGGCCAGCUCACCAACCUCAACCUCUUCAACCCCAAUAAGAGGUCUAAGGCGCUGCCACAGGAGGUUUGCUCAAAGACCAAAAUGGCCAAGGACCUCUUCCACAACUACCUCAAAGUUAUGAAGAUAGUUAAGACUCGGAGAGAGCUCGAAAAGGCAUGGAGCAGCCUCUCUCCCGCCGAUCGCCAAAAAUGGCUGGACCACGAGACGGCUGUCUUCGAUGAGCAUCUCGAGCAGCUCAGAAGAGGGUUCAUUAGAACGCCUGGAUCCCGGUCUGGUCGAGGAGAAGCUGCUGGCGAGAUGGAUGAGGAUGAGGAUGUCGCAGGUGGAGCUGACGAGGAUGCCGGAGCCGCUGCAGCAGCCGAUGAGAUGGUAGAUGAGGAUGAGCCAGCAGUGAAAAGAGCGAGAGCUGAUUAUUGA
Caenorhabditis briggsae is the source of this 1983-nucleotide messenger RNA. Bases 1 to 1983 code for a protein of 660 amino acids. NCBI's taxonomy places the organism in Eukaryota, Metazoa, Nematoda, Chromadorea, Rhabditida, Rhabditidae. The record is from RefSeq and is a predicted model, not a curated record. The transcript is spliced from 12 exons.